AUGCGCCACGGCCGCUGCGCACUUGCGAGGAGGCGAUUUCCGAAGGUUGACUUCAUGCUACUGAGGAGCUCGGCGUACGCAGCCCGCAUGGCUGUCUCCUUGGAGAACCCCAACCACACGCGGCGGCACGAGCGCGUUUGCAGCCGCAGGAACGGUACCGCUGCCGCUCCGUCCCCAGCGGCGCUCACCUGCUGUACCUCCGUCAGCGAGACACGCGGAACCAGCAGCACUUGCUUCACGCCAGACGGGAUGUCACCGCCACUGUCUGGGUUGUUGGCAUUGCCACCGUUCGACGCCGCCUCCCCACGUUUCCAAAAGGGGGACGAUGCCGGCGUCUGCCACGCGUAG
Molecule: messenger RNA, 348 nt
Organism: Trypanosoma grayi
Lineage: Eukaryota; Euglenozoa; Kinetoplastea; Trypanosomatida; Trypanosomatidae
Exons: 1
Coding region: 1-348 (115 amino acids)
Source: RefSeq, a predicted model, not a curated record